UAAGUUUCAACAUUUUUCACAAAAAUUUUUGUAGGGUUGACAUAUUUCGGAAGGCCACGAAACAAGUGAACCGCGCGUCAGCCGAUGACGACAAAUUUGACAAUAACCUGCAUGCAGGUUAAGUUUUAUGUUGUAGGUACGGUCGAGUGCAUAAGUAGCGUAGUUUGUGUAAAAUAAUCACUGUUCAGCAAUGAUGCAUUGUAAGUGUAUCUACGCUCCAUACUUCAGCUAUUAUUUGCAAGGAUACAAUAUAAGAUCUACAUCACAAUUCACGCAAUUCAAUUGGUAAUAACCAAAUCGUUACAGUUGUCUAAAUACAACUUUAAUUACAUACCUUACAGUAUAAUAAAAUAUGUUAGUUAAGGUUUUGCUCCAUUGUUAUACGGGAAUCCCUCGGGAGCUCGGGGCUUUUUAAGUAUCACAAUCCAUAACCCCCGCGGGAACAAUACAAGUCUUUAUCCUUCAGUAUAUUGCAUGAAAUAAGAUCUUUUAUGACUUUUAUGAGCAAGUGUAUACUUACUUUACUCUUUGACAAGUGUGAUGAAAAUUAAAUAACUGUUGCAUUCUCUUCAGGCCAACAUUGACAGACGUCAAUCCACAUCCGUUUGUCAGGAAAUGAUACCUAAUAUUAGAUUACAAGCUUUACAUUUCUUUAGCAAAGACCUUUUAAAAUCUAGCCGACAAUUUUUUCCGUUUCAAGAAUGGAAGCGGUUAAGUGGAUGUGCAGCAAGCGUUUGAUCUCGUUACGCAGCGGGCGCGCACACGCGCCGCCGAACACUGAUUGGACACUGAUUGCUUCUGUUAUCGCGCUUCUGCAGCCUCCAACCCUCUACAAAACAUGUUAAACCCCGACAGAGUAUCGCUUAUCCUUUACAAACGUUUUAAGAACGAUAGAGACAGUAUGAUUUGGUAUACUGUGGUCCUUGUAGCCGGAUGAGUUGAUGUCGGAGAUGGAUCGUGGUUGCGGCAUUGAGUGGGAGGCUACGGACGCGGCAUGAGCGCUGAGGAGCGAAGUCUAGUUGCCUUCGUGCUCGUCUACCUGACAUUCUUCUUAGAUAAUGUUCUGCUGACCGUGUUAGUGCCCAUCAUCCCGGACUGGGUGCACGGCGGCGAGCUGGCGCGCUGGACGGCGCAGGACACGCCGCCGCCGCUGGCCGCGCUGCUCAACCACACCGUGCGCCAUGCCAUUGCACACGACAACGACACUCACGCGCAUACCUUAGUUGAGAGCGUCCGACGUGGAGGAAGCACGGCAGUGGUGGGCGUGGUGCUGGGCGCGAAGGCUGCCGCGCAGUUGGCGGCGGCACCGUGGGCUGCUCGAGCUGCGUGUGGAGGGGCGGCACGGGCGCUCGGUGCGGGCACGGCGCUGCUGGCGGGCGCAGCUGGUGUGUUCGCGGCGUGCGGCGCUGGCGGCGGUGCGUGGUGCGCAGGUGCGGGGCGCGUGCUGCACGGCGCGGGGUCGGCGCUGACGGGCGUGGCGGGGCUGGCAUUGGUUGCCGCCUGUACACCGCAGCGGCUGCCGGCACUACUAGGCGCUGUGGCACUAGGUGUUUUGGUUGGCUACCCGACAGGCGGGCUACUCGACGCCGCUUGGAGUUUCCUCUUGCUGGCUGCUUUGCUUCUGGCUAACUUAGCUCUACAAUGUGUAUAUUUACGAAAAGAGGAAUUUAAUCGGGUGACCGGCAGUAGCGGCGGUUCGUCCAGUGCAGGAGGCGCGGGCUACGCCGCGCCGGCCGCGGCGUGCGCAGGCUGCGUGCUGCUCACCACCUGCGUCAUGGCCGCCCUCGAGCCAACCCUGCCGCCGUGGAUCCGCGCGCGCUUCCAUCCGCAGCGAUGGCAGACGGGCAUCGUGUUCGUGCCCGAUAGCGCGGGCUACCUACUGGCGACGUCGUGCGCGGGGCUGGCGGCGCGCGCGCUCGGCGCCGAGCGCGUGGCUCUGGCGGGCCAGGCCGCCGUUGGCGUCGCUGCGCUGGCGCUCCCGCACGCGCCUACGGUUUGGUGGCUUGCGCUGCCGCACGCGGCGCUGGGCGGCGGGCUGGGCGCGGCCGACGCGGCUUUGGUGCCGGCGCUCCUGGCGCGGGCGCCGCGGCAGGUGCCGCACCUCGCAGCCCUGCUGCAGGCUGCUUCAAGCGCUGCUUAUGCUCUAGGCCCUGCACUAGGCGGGCUGCUGGCGUGGCGCUGCGGGUUCGCCACGGCGCUGCGCGUGCUCGGCGCCGCCAACCUGCUCUACGGCAUGUUUCUCUACACCCGGCUCAAGAAAGACCCACUCUCGACACAGUGGGGCGCCAGUACGCCUGAUGAGGACGACUCCGAGGCGUGCGAGUCUGGAGUAGAGAGCACGCCGCUUCGACCGCGGCAGUAUACGCAGCUGCACUAGAAGCACUACUUCCGCUCGAGACAUUUACAACACUUUUUUACUAGGUACCUACUACUCGUACAGUGGUAUUAGUGGCUCAUUGCGACUCUACAUAACACUCUGCCUGAAAAAUAUUAAUACCUAUAACUCAUCAUACUAGAUACAACCAUUGUGUCUAAUUGUCUGUAAAGGAUUUUGAAGUACUUAUACAUAAUAUCUGGCUGAAUUUAACACAUAGGAUUGCGCUAGUUUCUGUCCAUGCUCUAGUUUUCGUCCAUUUGACGGAUUAGCAAAUAAUAUAAUAUAUGUAUUUAAUUUGCUAUUUGACAAUUAAGGAUUGCGAUAAGUCGAAAUUUGUACAGCGAUAGGUUUAUAUUCAAAUUUCGUCAAGUGGACGAAAACUAGAGCUGGGCGAAAACUAGCACAAUGACCCUAUUUUAAUCAUUCUUAUUCUGGAAAUUAUCUUUAAGCUUGUUAUACAGUAUCCAACUGUCCAACUACUUACUUAAAUAAAUCGUACUUAUAAA
This is a messenger RNA of Cydia splendana, 2883 nucleotides long. RefSeq names its product synaptic vesicular amine transporter-like. Gene Ontology annotation, biological process: transmembrane transport; aminergic neurotransmitter loading into synaptic vesicle. Gene Ontology annotation, cellular component: synaptic vesicle membrane; terminal bouton. The transcript is spliced from 11 exons. Gene Ontology annotation, molecular function: serotonin:sodium:chloride symporter activity. The record is from RefSeq and is a predicted model, not a curated record. Bases 995 to 2377 code for a protein of 460 amino acids. Lineage: Eukaryota; Metazoa; Arthropoda; Insecta; Lepidoptera; Tortricidae.